Chlamydomonas reinhardtii is the source of this 2057-nucleotide messenger RNA. RefSeq lists its product as uncharacterized. Gene Ontology annotation, molecular function: RNA lariat debranching enzyme activator activity. The record is from RefSeq and is a predicted model, not a curated record. NCBI's taxonomy places the organism in Eukaryota, Viridiplantae, Chlorophyta, Chlorophyceae, Chlamydomonadales, Chlamydomonadaceae. The transcript has 9 exons. The coding region runs from base 552 to 1247 and encodes 231 amino acids. Gene Ontology annotation, biological process: mRNA splicing, via spliceosome. Gene Ontology annotation, cellular component: post-mRNA release spliceosomal complex.
AAGAGAAAGCUCACAAACUCUGCGGGCUGCUAACGAAACGGAAAAGCGUGUGCCCUGGGGCAGGCUUCGUUCAGCGCAGCGGCGCCUUGCGCCUACUGCCUGCGCGCUCUAUCAAUUGUCAGAGUGUAUGAUGAGCGCGGAGGUCUACAAAGCUGUAGAGACGAGGUAGAGUACGCACGCGCGGACAGCGUCGGUUUGCAUUCCGCGCGCGGCGCCCUGGGCCAGUUUGCCAGCAGGUGCAAAACAAUGCAUAUCGAACGCGCUGGGCGGACGACCCACCGACCGGCAGCAAGCAGCUCGGCUUAUCACGGCUUAUCACAGGCUCAGACCACUCGGUGCUGGGCGACGCUUCCUCGCCUGGCCUUGCACACCUCACUGUUAGGGCGCACACGUUUUGGCAACGAUUCUGCGGGUCUGGGCUGGUCGUGCGUGGCUGCAAACCGCGUGUGCAUGUACACGAGCGAAGACAGCAGCUACAAUCAACAGCGUGUGGUCGCCCCUGCAAAGGCCUUGAGACAAAUGCACCGCUAAGUGUUAUAUGAAGCGUUCACAUGGAAGGAACUUCGGCGAGUGGGACACUUUCCUUUCGUGCCCACCUCGCAGGCGGUGACUCCGCCGACGGGGUUUGCUGUGAGCGCCAAGCUGACAAUGACUAUGAAGCCGCGGGUGUGACUGUAAAAGCAACGGACAGGUCCCGCCAGGCGCCAGCCCAGGGAGGGAAGCCACACAAGGGUGCAGGCCCAGGCUACGUGUUGGCCCUGCGCUCGCUGUACGCCAGCCUGGGCCGGGAGCUCGUGGCGUUUGAGCGGCACCUGUCCCUGCGCAACAAGGGCGGGAACCACUGCCACAUAAACGUGCUGGGGGUCACGCCCGAAGCGGGGAGACGUGCCGGCGAGGCGUUCCGCUCCGCCGCCGCCGCCGCCGGCUACCAGCUCGAACACAUCCCCGCGCCGCCACGUGGCACCGGGCCGGACGAGCUCCUGAAGCAGCUCAAGACGGCGGUGGGCGGGCCGGACAGCGAGUACUUCAUGGCGCUGCUGCCGGACGGCUCGCGGCUGGUGCGCCCGCUCAUGAGAGGCGAGCGCUGGCCCAUGGCUCUGGGGCGCGAGGUGCUUGCGGACCUGGCUGGGGCGCCCGAGCGGGCGUCGUGGAAGGCCUGCGCGCUCACGCCGGAGGAGGAGGCGGGCCGCGUGGAGCGGUUCAAGCAGCUGUUCAAGCCGUACGACAUAAUGGCGGGGGAGGAGUAGCGGGCAGCUAGGGGGAAGGCGUGGGGUCUGAGGCUCGGUUUGACACGCACGUGUGCCGGCACAGUCGAGUCCGGGGCGGGAGGUGGAGGUGUGGGCGCGCGGCCGCCGGCAGGAAGCGCGGGGCACAGGCGCACAGCAGCUGGGGGCGGAGGAGUGUGUGGGUGCUCUGUUGGCUGGGGGCGGGGGCUUGGCAUGUGCGGUUGGGAUAGCUGGGGUGAUGUAUGGCGGAGUUGCGCAGCAGGUUGGGUUGCUGACGUGGGUGGUGUGCGGGCGGCGUUGAUGCGGCUUUGGCAUGGGCAUUCAUGCGUGGAGCAGGCGCAGGCGCAGGGCAGGUUUGCGACAGCUGCGACAACUGCUGGGGCUUGCUGUAGCCACGCAUAGGAGCAUCUGCGAUAGUAUACCGUAUUGCGUUGAGGGUCACAUGCUGCGUCAAAGCGGCCUGCUGCCUGUUGACUGCCGUGCGGCACGGCACGGGGUCGGCGCACUGCGGUUGGUUGCAAUGUUUGUGGGCUGGUCGCAGGGCCCUACUAGGACUAGAAGCCGCGCACGCUGCUGCACGUGUCUAAAUGUUGCGCGUGUGCACACGUACGGCGGUCGGGAGGGCUUGCGGAGCAACUCGCCUUUUGACAUCGGCGGCAUGUGUGCGUUGGUGGCCGCCUCAGCGGGUGAGCAAGAUCACACACGGCAAUCCCAAGUACUUCCUUUGGUUUUCUCCGAGACGAGCCUCUACGCUGGCUUAUCGGGUGCCCCUGCUCAAUCCAAGCGAAGUCUCUGUUCAUGUGAUCUAAGCUUUUAACACAUCAUUGUCAU